Molecule: messenger RNA, 3461 nt
Organism: Eutrema salsugineum
Lineage: Eukaryota; Viridiplantae; Streptophyta; Magnoliopsida; Brassicales; Brassicaceae
Product: probable LRR receptor-like serine/threonine-protein kinase At1g53430
Exons: 23
Coding region: 133-3228 (1031 amino acids)
Biological process (GO): protein phosphorylation
Molecular function (GO): protein kinase activity; ATP binding; protein binding
Source: RefSeq, a predicted model, not a curated record
CACAACUGCUUCUCUCUCUCUCUCUCCCUUUCUCUCUCCCUCUCGUCAAUUUUUUUUUUUGUUGUUGUUAAAAAUCGCCUCGUCUCAUUGAGAACUAAGAGUUUGUUUUUCCCGAGAAAAUAAAAAAGAGAGAUGGGUUUCAUCUUCUCGGCCGAGAAAGUUAUGAAUGCUCUUCUCUUCAUCGUCAUCUUCUUUCAAAUCUACGGAUUAAAUGCUCAACUUCUACCCGAGGAUGAAGUUCAAACAUUGCGAACGAUCUUUAGAAAGCUUCAAAACCAAACAGUGAACAUCGAAAGGACUUCUUGUUCGGACAGAAAUUGGAACUUUGCCUCCGGCUUAGCAAACAGUACCAUCAUCUGCGACUGUUCUAUAAACGCCACCUGUCAUGUCACUAGCGUUGAACUUAAAGGUUUCAGUUUGCCCGGGAUUUUUCCGCCUGAAUUCGGGAACCUCACACGUCUUCAAGAGAUAGAUCUUUCUCGGAACUAUCUCAAUGGAACAAUACCUACGACUUUGUCUCGAAUUCCGCUUGCAAUCUUGUCUGUAAUCGGAAAUCGCCUCUCUGGACCAAUUCCUCCUCAACUCGGAGCAAUUACUACACUCAUUGAUCUGAAUUUAGAGGAUAAUUUUCUCACAGGACCACUUCCUUCAAACUUAGGGAACUUAAGAAGUUUACAAAGAUUGCUUCUCUCUGCGAACAACUUCACCGGUCCAAUCCCUGAGUCUUUAAGCAAUCUCAGGAACUUGACUGAUUUUCGAAUUGAUGGAAAUUCUCUAUCUGGAAAAAUACCGGAUUUUAUUGGAAACUGGACUCUGCUCGAUAGGCUAGAUCUUCAAGGCACAUCAAUGGAAGGUCCAGUUCCAGCUUCAAUAUCAAACUUGAAGAACUUGACUGAAUUGAGGAUAACCGAUUUGGAUGGACCGGCCUCUACUUUUCCAGACUUGCGAAAUAUGACGAAUAUGAAACGAUUGGUACUAAGAAAUUGUAAGAUAAGGGGACGUAUCCCGGAUUACAUUAGUUCAAUGAGUGGGCUAAAGUUACUAGAUUUAAGCUCAAACAUGUUAACUGGUCCAAUUCCAGACACCUUUAGGAGCCUGGAUUAUGAUUUUAUGUUUCUGAGUAAUAACUCAUUGACAGGUCAAGUUCCUCAGUUCAUCCUCGACAGUAGAGAAAGACUGGAUUUGUCUUACAACAAUUUUACUCAACCACCUUCUUUAAGCUGUAAUCAGAUUGAUUUGAACUUGGUCUCCAGCUACCCGUCAGUAACCGAUAACAAUGUUCAAUGGUGCUUAAGAGAUGAUCUUCCAUGUCCCCGAGAUGCAGAACAUUCUUCCUUGUUCAUUAACUGUGGAGGAAGGGGAAUCGAGAUCGAAAAAGACACGUAUGUGGAAGACUUGAACGAUGGAGGACCAUCAAGAUUCUUUUCUGUAGCUGAAAAAUGGGGAUACAGCAGUUCUGGAGGUUGGGUAGGCAAUGGAGAAGCUGGCUAUAUAGCAACGGAUAGGUUUAAUCUGAUCAAUGGAUCGGUUCCAGAGUAUUACAAAACAGGUCGUCUCGCUCCACAGUCACUCAAGUACUAUGGACUUUGCAUGAGAAGUGGAAGAGGAACUUACAAAGUUCAGCUCCACUUUGCAGAGAUAAUGUUCUCAAAUGAUCAGACUUACAAUAGCUUAGGGAGAAGAGUAUUCGACAUUUAUGUUCAAGGGAAUUUGUUGGAGAGGGACUUUAACAUAGCAGAGAGAGCAGGAGGAGUAGGUAAACCAUUCAUAAGGCAAAUUGAUGAAGUUCAAGUGAAUGGAAGUACUUUGGAGAUUCAUUUGCAGUGGUCAGGGAAAGGCACAAACAUGAUACCAACACGCGGUGUUUACGGUCCUCUCAUAUCCGCCAUAACCAUUACACCAAAUUUCAAGGUUGAUACAGGAAAGCCAUUGUCGAAUGGAGCUGUUGCAGGCAUUGUAGUUGCAGCGUGUGCGGUUUUCGCAUUGCUUGUUGUUAUAAUCCUUAGGCUAACAGGUUACUUGGGUAAAAAGGAAGAUGAUGAAAAUGAGGAGCUUCGGGGACUUGAUUUGCAGACAGGAUCGUUCACAUUGAAACAAAUCAAACGUGCUACGAAUAACUUUGAUCCAGAGAACAAGAUUGGUGAAGGAGGAUUUGGACCGGUUUAUAAGGGUGUACUCGCUGAUGGAACAACGAUUGCAGUGAAGCAGCUUUCAUCGAAAUCAAAGCAAGGAAACAGAGAGUUUGUGACUGAGAUCGGGAUGAUAUCUGCGUUGCAACACCCAAAUCUUGUGAAACUUUAUGGUUGUUGCAUUGAAGGGAAAGAGCUCUUGCUUGUUUAUGAGUACUUAGAGAACAACAGUCUCGCUCGUGCACUCUUUGGUUCAGAGAAACAGAGACUUCAUUUGGAUUGGUCAACAAGGAACAAGAUAUGCAUAGGGAUUGCAAAAGGAUUGGCUUAUCUACACGAGGAAUCAAGGCUGAAGAUAGUUCACAGAGACAUAAAAGCAACGAAUGUGCUUCUUGACCAGUCUCUGAAUGCUAAGAUCUCUGAUUUUGGUCUAGCUAAACUCGACGAAGAAGAGAAUACACAUAUCAGCACAAGGAUUGCAGGAACAAUAGGUUACAUGGCUCCAGAGUAUGCAAUGAGAGGUUACUUAACAGACAAGGCAGAUGUUUACAGCUUCGGUGUUGUCUGUUUAGAGAUCGUUAGCGGAAAGAGCAACACAAACUACAGACCAAAGGAAGAGUUUGUUUACCUUCUUGAUUGGGCUUAUGUUUUGCAAGAACAAGGGAAUCUCUUAGAACUAGUGGAUAUGGAUCUCGGUACAAGCUUUUCGAAGAAAGAAGCAAAGAGAAUGUUGAACAUUGCUUUACUCUGCACAAACCCAUCUCCGACUUUGAGACCACCAAUGUCAUCUGUUGUAAGUAUGUUAGAAGGGAAGAGCAAAGUCCAACCACCAUUGGUGAAACGUGAAGCUGAUCCAAGUGGUGCAGCUGCAAUGAGGUUUAAGGCCUUUGAGCUUAUAUCACAAGACAGCGAGUCACAAGUCUCGACCUUUGAAAGAGAUAGAGAAAACAAAAGCUCAUCGUCGAUGGAUGCUCCUUGGGUUGACUCUUCGUUCUCUGUACAGGACAAAGAUGUUAAACAAGAAGAAGACGAAGAAGAACGAUCAUCAUCUUCGUCGAGGAAACUUUUAGAUGAUCUUAACGAGGUGAAGAUAGAGUAAAGAAUUGUAUAUCUUUAUGAUUCUUUUAUUCAAACUCUAAUUAACAACAUAAUUCAUUUUAUAUCGCAUUACAUAAAGUUGAACACGUCUCACGACGCAAAAGCAAAGAUGUUAGCUUUCAACAAGAAGAAUGUUCAUUAUCUUCUGUUAGAUGAUCUGUACCAAUAUCGAUGUGAAGAUUACUUAAGUUUUCACAUUUCUUACAAUCUUUUUGCUGGUCGAUUGUACAAAUU